GUGAACAACGGCGGCCAAACUCUUCAACCAAACUUGCAACUAUAUUAUUUAUUAUUGCAAAGAAUAUUCAAUGGAAGAAUGUCCCAUUGCCCGCUUGCAUCAUAGCAUAUAUAUAAAUUAAGCUAAAAUAGUGUCUGAGAGUCAUUAGAAACAGCAAUGAGAAUUACAUUAUUAGUUUCAUUCUUUCUGUGCUACUACUACUGCAUAUAUAUCACUCAUGCAUCUCCCAAUUGUCUUGAGGAUCAACAAUCUUUGUUGCUCCAAUUAAAAAACAAUUUCACAUUUCUUGAUCGAAAACAAUUAUAUUCUCCCAUCAUCCAUGAAAUAAUUAGUCGUUCCACCAAACUAAGAACGUGGAUUAAAACGACUGCUUGCUGCAAUUGGAGUGGUGUUACCUGUGACAAUAAGGGACGUGUUAUUGGUCUUGACCUUAGUGGAGAACAUAUCAUUGGCGGAUUUAACAAUUCAAGUAGUCUUUUUAGUCUUGUACAUCUCCAGAAACUGAACUUGAAUGACAACUAUUUCAAUACUUCCAUUCCAUCAGGAUUCAGCAAGUUGGAGAAGUUGACAUAUCUGAAUUUGUCAAUGGCUGGAUUUUUAGGGCAGAUUCCUGCUGAGAUUUCACAGCUUACAAGGUUGGUAACUCUUGAUCUCUCUUUCAUUUCCUACUCGACAAAACCUCAGAUCCCAAAUCUGCAAAAGUUUAUCCAAAAUCUGACCAAAAUUAGGAAAUUGUAUCUUGAUGAUAUAAGUAUAACAUCUCAAGGACAUGAAUGGAGCAACGCUUUGUUUCCGUUGCGUGACUUGCAAGAGUUGAGCUUGUAUAACUGUGAUCUAUCAGGACCCCUUGAUUCUUCCCUAACAAAACUAGAGAACCUUUCAAUCAUUAUUCUUGAUGGUAACAAUUUUUCAUCUCCAAUUCCAGAAAAAUUUGCAAAUUUAAAAAACCUUACCACCCUCCGUCUUUCAUAUUGUGGAUUGAUUGGAACAUUUCCACAAAAGAUCCUUCAUAUUGAAUCACUGACUAUUCUUGACAUAUCAUUCAACUUAAAUCUCCAUGGUUCAUUUCCAGAAUUUCCAUUAAAUGGAUCUAUCCAUUCUUUGUUGGUAGGUUUCACAAGCUUCUCGGGAGAAAUUCCAUGCACUAUUGGUAACAUGAGAAACUUAUUUGAAUUGGAUCUUUCAAACUGUCGAUUUUAUGGAACACUUCCCAAUUCAAUGUCAAACCUUACACACCUUACCUACCUACAACUUUCUAAUAAUUAUUUAAGUGGUACACUUCCUUCAUCCCUUUUUACACUCCCAUCCUUAGAGGAGAUUUGGCUUCCAUUCAACCAGUUUAGUAAAUUUGACGAGUCGAUAAAUGUGUCUUCCUCUGUAUUGAAAGCCCUUUCUUUAAAAAGCAAUAAUAUAUCUGGGCGUUUUCCUACUCCCAUCUAUCAGAUCCAUUCACUUAUUUUCCUUGACAUUGCCUUUAAUAGGCUGAAUGAUUCACUACAACUAGAUGGGAUUUUGGAACUUAAAAAUUUAAUUAAACUAGACCUUUCAUACAACAACAUAUCAAUCAAUGUGAAUGUUACAAAUGUAGGUCAUAUUUCCCUUCCUAACAUUAGGUAUAUUAAUUUGGCAUCCUGCAACUUGAAAACUUUCCCUAACUUCUUGCUAAAUCAAUCAACAUUGAUCUUUCUUGACCUUUCACAUAACCAAAUUCAAGGAAAAAUACCAAACUGGAUUUGGGAACUACAAUAUCUUAAAGUCUUUAAUAUUUCUAACAAUCUUCUCUCUCAUUUGGAAGGACCUUCACAAAAUAUCACUUCACACUUGAUGUUUCUUGAUAUUUCCUUCAACAACAUUUAUGGAACAAUUUCACCAGCUUUAAUCACAAUGACUAGUACACUUUUGGCAAUAAAUUUAAUGAAUAACAAUCUCAAUGGUGUUAUACCCGAUAUGUUUCCGACUUCUUGUGCCUUAAGCACUUUAAACUUCAAUGGAAAUCGGUUACAUGGGCCAAUUCCACAGUCUCUCUCUCACUGCUCAUCAUUAGAGGUAUUAGACAUCGGAUCAAAUCAACUUUUUGGUGGAUUUCCAUGCUUUUUGAAAAACAUACCAACACUUAGUGUCUUGGUUUUGCGGAACAACAGAUUGCAUGGUUCCAUAGAAUGUUCACAUUCCCUGGAAAAUAAGCCUUGGAAAAUGAUUCAAAUUGUGGACAUAGCUUUCAAUAAUUUCAAAGGAAAACUUCCAGAAAAAUUCUUCACAGCGUUGGAAAAAAUGAUGCAUGAUGAAGAUCAUGGUUUAUCAGGAUUCAUUCAUGCAGGGACAGUAUACUAUUUUUAUCAGGAUAGUGUGACAGUUUCAACUAAAGGUCAACAAUUGGAGUUUGUUAAAAUUCUAAAAAUAUUCACAGUCAUUGAUUUCUCAUCCAAUCAUUUUGAAGGAUCAAUACCAGAAGUGCUGAUGGACUUCACAGCGAUUCAUGUUCUCAACUUUUCAAAUAAUGCUCUCUCUGGUGAAAUUCCAUCGACUAUUGGGAAACUAAAACAGUUAGAGUCAUUGGACCUCUCAAACAAUUCUUUGGUUGGUGAAAUUCCUAUGCAGAUUGCAAGUUUAUCAUUCCUUUCUUGUUUGAACGUCUCCUCUAAUCGUUUGGUGGGGAGGAUUCCAACAGGUACCCAACUCCAGUCAUUUCAAGCAUCUGCAUUUGAAGGAAAUGAUGGGCUAUAUGGUCCUCCAUUGACUGAAAAACCAGAUGUUACACAGGACAUGCCACCACAACCAUCAUGUGGAAGACUAGUUUGUUCUACUAACCGAAAGCUUUUAAGUGUGGAAUUGGGAUUUGUUUUUGGGCUCGUAAUCAUCAUUGGUCCUAUCAUGUUUCGGAAAAAAUGGAGGGUGGGAUAUUGGAAACUUGUGGACAAAAUUCUUUGUUCGAUCUUUUCAAGAGUGUAUCUUGAAUAUGCAACUAAUAAAGGACAAACAUACACAGUUUUAAGGUGGCGAUAUCGUUAGUUCUAUUAUGUUGUUUUUUGUGUUUAUUUCUUUUCGAUGAUAUGUAUUGGACCUUUAAAGAUACAUUCUAUUAAGUUUAAAUAAAGUAGUGUCAUUUUGGGAGUAAUAGUUAUACAUGUUUAGACUGCACCAACUGUUGCAGGUUCUCUUUGUUCUCUUUCUGUGUUUGUUAUUGAUUUUAAAGUCUGAUUGUGUAUUAUGUGUUUGGCUAUGUUUCAUAGACAUUUAUUAUUGAUAGUUUAUGGAAUAUUAUGGAACACUUUCACAAAUUUAAAUUGAUAAAGGCUUUGUAAGUUUUGAGUUCGAACUGUUUAUUGUCCAUUUGUUGGAACAAAGUUUUAAAUCUAUUGAGAUUAUUUUGUAGGAAAAAAAAAACUAUUGAGAUUAUUAAUUAUGCAUAUUCAAUUUAUUCUUUUGGUAUUAAUCCUCUGGUUCAUAGGUGAAGGGGGUCCAUUAAUUUAGAGUUCAACCGCAAGGUAAGUAAAGUCUAACCAAUAAUUGAACUCGAAUUCUUCCAAACAAUUCGUUCUAGAAGGAGUUCAUCAUUAACCACUUCAACUCAAUGUCUUGAUUAAUUAUGCAUGUUUAAUUGCUACUGCAUAAUUAAUAAGGAU
Messenger RNA from Trifolium pratense (red clover), 3623 nucleotides. Its product is annotated as receptor-like protein 7. NCBI's taxonomy places the organism in Eukaryota, Viridiplantae, Streptophyta, Magnoliopsida, Fabales, Fabaceae. The record is from RefSeq and is a predicted model, not a curated record. Bases 157 to 3009 code for a protein of 950 amino acids. Gene Ontology annotation, molecular function: protein binding. The transcript has a single exon.